AUGCUCUAUGACAGAUCCCACGGCCAAACGACACAAGUCUAUGGUGAUAAUGCUAUUCCAUUCGAGCACGGACGUUCUCGCAAAAUCCUGGUGCAGGAAAAACUGAACACUGUGGUCGGUAUAGGCGGUGUGGGAAAAGACCUCGUCGUAUUCGAGCUGGAGUGGCAGCCAAAUGCAGCUGAGACGAUGGAGAGGACGAAAAGUUCGUCGGAAAAUUUGCCAGGCGGCUACGCUGAGAACCCUCGCCUAGCCCGGACCGUGGAUGAUUCAGAAACCGUCUUGCCGUCCCGUAGGGAGACGCGAACGCACACGCCAGGCCACUUGCAACCGAAGAUAGGAGACGCAAACGCACACGCUAGGCCACUUGUAACCGAAGAUAAGACAUAA
Metarhizium robertsii ARSEF 23 is the source of this 387-nucleotide messenger RNA. RefSeq names its product CAMK kinase. NCBI's taxonomy places the organism in Eukaryota, Fungi, Ascomycota, Sordariomycetes, Hypocreales, Clavicipitaceae. The transcript has a single exon. The record is from RefSeq and is a predicted model, not a curated record. Bases 1 to 387 code for a protein of 128 amino acids.